GGAGGAGGAGGAGGAAUGCCGAGCCGGCGGGGAGGAAGGCUGGCCUUUGUUCCCCUGUGAGCGCCUGAGCCCUUCCUGGGGGGAUCUGCUGCCUCCAGCCCCUCCCCGAGAGCCAUGGGCACCACGGAGGCCACGCUGAGGAUGGAGAACGUGGAUGUCAAGGAAGAAUGGCAGGACGAGGACUUCCCCAGGCCUCUCCCAGAAGAAACAGGGAUGGAGUCACUGGGAAGCCCCACGGAAGACGAGACCACGUCCUCUCCCCCCAACACUUUGAACUUUAACGGGGCCCAUCGGAAGAGGAAGACCCUGGUUGCACCCGAAAUCAACAUUUCCCUGGACCAGAGCGAGGGCUCCAUCCUCUCCGACGACUUCCUGGACACCCCAGAUGACCUGGACAUUAAUGUGGAUGACAUUGAGACUCCUGAUGAGACAGAUUCCCUGGAAUUCCUGGGCAAUGGCAACGAGCUGGAAUGGGAAGAUGACACCCCCGUGGCCACGGCCAAGAACAUGCCCGGGGACAGCGCAGACCUGUUUGGGGACGGGGGGACAGAGGAUGGCAGUGCCACCAACGGCCGCCUCUGGAGAACCGUCAUCAUCGGCGAGCAGGAGCACAGGAUCGACCUGCAGAUGAUCAAACCCUACAUGAGGGUGGUGACACACGGAGGAUACUACGGAGAAGGCCUGAACGCCAUCAUCGUCUUUGCUGCCUGCUACCUCCCGGACAGCAACCUGGCUGAUUACCACUACAUCAUGGAAAACCUCUUCCUGUAUGUGAUCAGCAGCCUGGAGCUGCUGGUGGCCGAGGACUACAUGAUCGUGUACCUGAACGGGGCCACGCCCCGCAGGAGGAUGCCCGGCCUGGGCUGGCUCAAGAAAUGCUACCAGAUGAUUGACAGAAGGCUGAGGAAGAACCUCAAGGCCCUGAUCAUCGUGCACCCCUCGUGGUUCAUCCGGACCGUGCUGGCCAUCUCCAGACCCUUCAUCAGUGUGAAGUUCAUCAAUAAAAUCCAGUACGUCCACACCCUGGAGGAGCUGGAGCAGCUCAUCCCCAUGGAGCACGUGCAGAUCCCAGACUGUGUCCUGCAGUAUGAAGAAGAGAGGAUCAAGGCCAGGAAAGAAAGGGCAGAGGAGAAGCAAGACAUGGCUGAGAGGGAAAGCAUGUCGUGAGUGGGAGCAGCACGAGGAAUGGAGCAGAAGGAGCAGCCUGGCAGUCACC
Molecule: messenger RNA, 1216 nt
Organism: Onychostruthus taczanowskii (white-rumped snowfinch)
Lineage: Eukaryota; Metazoa; Chordata; Aves; Passeriformes; Passeridae
Gene: ATCAY
Product: ATCAY kinesin light chain interacting caytaxin
Exons: 12
Coding region: 115-1167 (350 amino acids)
Biological process (GO): apoptotic process
Cellular component (GO): cytoplasm
Source: RefSeq, a predicted model, not a curated record